Molecule: messenger RNA, 5222 nt
Organism: Nezara viridula (southern green stink bug)
Lineage: Eukaryota; Metazoa; Arthropoda; Insecta; Hemiptera; Pentatomidae
Source: the annotation of a GenBank genome assembly
CCUUACGUGGCAGGGGUAGUGGAGUGGUGCUACUGCAGCUGAUAUUUGUAGCUUAUAAUAUUUAGUUUCGUGUUUUUUUUUUGUUUUGUUGAAAUUAUGAAGAUUGUUAAGUUUUAAAUUCCAUACAAGUGAAGGCAAGACUUACAAGAUGAAUCCUCAGUAUGUAUCACAGUCUGGAGGUUACGGACCUCAUCAAGGUUAUGGCGUUCCAAAUUCGCCUCCACCAACAGCUGCAAGCCCUCUUCAACAGAAUGCUUUUCCACCGCAACAAAGUUAUUCUGGUAUCCCUUCUAAAACAGCAGCGCCUUCUGCAUUUGCUCAGCCUUACCGACCAGCUGCGAAUUCCCCUGCCAACAUGAUGCCACCACCAAUACAGGGCGGUCCGCAGCAUGGUGGUCCAAUGUCACCUCAACAACACGGUGGUCCAAUGCCUCAACAUGGUGGUCCAAUGCCUCCUCAACAACAUGGUGGUCCAUUGCCUCCUCAACAACAGAAUAGUCCAAUGUCUUUGCCCCCUCAUCAUCAGAGUGGUCCAAUGUCACAUCUACAACAGAGUGGUCCCUUGCCACCUCAACAGAGUGGUCCUAUGCCACCUCAACAACAUAGCGGUCCAAUGCCAUCUCCACAACAGAGUGGCCCAAUGUCCCCUCAACAACAAAGUGGUCCAAUGCCACCUCAACAGCAGAUUGGUCCCAUGCCUCCUCAACAACAGAGUGGACCAAUGCCACCUCAAAAACAGAGUGGACCAAUGCCACCUCAACAACAGAGUGGACCAAUGCCACCUCUACAACAGAGCGGUCCAAUGCCACCUCAACAACAGAGCGGUCCUAUGCCACCUCAACAACAGAGCGGUCCCAUGCCACCUCAACCACAGAGCGGUCCCAUGCCACCUCAACAACAGAGCGGUCCCAUGCCACCUCAACAACAGAGCGGUCCCAUGCCACCUCAACACCAUGGUGGUCCAAUGCCUCCUCAACAGCACGGUGGUCCAAUGCCUCCCCAGCAGCACGGUGGUUCGAUGUCCAACAACUUCCAGCCACCGUCUAGUAACAUUCCUCUAGGAUACAACUCAGCACCUUCUCACCCUGGAGCACUACCUGCCAGAGGAGCUCCACCGAUGCCUUUGCCUGUUAGCUCUCCUGGUCCUGGAGGACCACAACACCCAUCUAUGUAUCCUCCGGGAUCGCAGCAGAUGGGCAGGCCACCAAUGCCACAGCUCAACCAACUUGCAGGGCAGAUGUCUACCAUGAACAUAAAUGGGCAGCCAAUGCCGCCUAUGAGUCAGCAACACCCUGGAGAGUAUCCAGGAGGCGGUUUGCAAGGCCCACCAUCUAUGGGAUACGCUCCUCCAGGGCAGCUUUCUAGAUACCCAGCUGUUAAUGGUGGCCCACCGAGUCAGACGAUGAAUGGCCUUCCUGAUACAAGUGGUCCUGGCAGGCCUCCUCAAUCCAGAUAUCCUCCUAUGCCUGAAUCGGGAGGAGGACAAACUACGGCAUACUUACCUUCACCGCAGCAGGGCUACCCCCCACAACCUGGGUUCCCUUCUCAACCACAACCCGGCUAUCCUGGUGGCAUUGGGCAACAGCAAUAUGCUCAGCAACAACGCAGGCUCGACCCAGACCAGAUGCCCAGUCCGAUGCAAGUAAUGGAAGAUGACCAGAAGACAAGAUCGGGAGUAUUCUACACCCACCAGAAAGGCCAAGUUCCUCCCCUUGUUACAACAGAAUUCAUUGUUCAAGAUCAAGGCAAUACCAGCCCUAGGUUUAUGAGGUCUACGAUGUAUAACGUUCCUAUAAAUUCUGAUAUGAUGAAACAGGCCUCUGUGCCUUUCGGUUUAGUAUUGAGCCCUAUGGCAGAAGUCGCAGAUAAAGAACAUCCUCCUCCACUGGUUUCUUUCGGCGAGGUCGGUCCAGUCAGAUGUAUCCGUUGCAAGGCGUACAUGUGCCCGAACAUGCAAUUCAUAGACGGAGGUAGGCGCUUCCACUGUCUUCUCUGCAAGGCCACUACUGAUGUGCCGGCUGAAUAUUUCCAACAUUUAGAUCAUACUGGUCAACGUGUUGAUCGUUUUGAAAGAGCUGAACUUGUAUUAGGAACCUACGAUAUUAUAGCUACCGCAGAGUAUUGUAAAGACAGCCAAUACCCCAAUCCUCCCGCUCUUAUAUUUGUAAUUGAUGUGUCAUAUAAUAAUGUCAAAUCUGGACUCGUGUCAUUGUUAUGUCGUCAAAUGAAAAAUAUUCUAUGUAAUCUUCCUAAAGAAAGAGGUCAAGAAAAGUCUCCAAUGAAAGUGGGAUUUAUAACUUAUAAUAGUGCUGUCCACUUCUACAAUAUUAGACCUAAUCUAGGACAGCCUCAGAUGUUAGUGGUCGGUGAUACACAAGAAAUGUUCAUGCCUCUUUUGGACGGUUUCCUCGUCGAUCCUGAAGAAUCUGAAGGUUUGAUAGACGCACUUAUGACAAAUAUACCCAUGAUGUUUGCCGACACUCGGGAGACUGAAACAAUAUUAGCUCCUGCCAUCCAGGCCGGUCUCGAAGCUCUCAAAGCAUCUGGAUGUGCUGGUAAACUACUCGUGUUCCACUCCUCUCUUCCUAUCGCAGAAGCUCCUGGAAAAUUGAAAAACAGGGACGAUAGGUCAUUAUUGGGAACGGAUAAAGAGAAGACAAUUUUAUUACCGCAGAACCAAGUUUACAACACCUUGGGACAGGACUGUGUCGGCGCUGGAGUCAGCGUCGAUUUAUUUAUUACUAAUAAUUCCUAUAUUGACUUAGCAACUAUCGGACAAGUUUCAAGGCUCACUGGCGGAGAAAUCUACAAGUAUACAUAUUUUCAGGCGGAAUUGGACGGUGAAAGGCUUAUAACAGAUGUUGAGAAAAAUAUCAGGAGGUUGUGCGCGUUUGAUGCUAUCAUGAGAGUUAGGACUUCCACAGGUAUUCGACCGACUGAUUUCUACGGACACUUUUACAUGUCCAACACCACCGAUAUAGAACUUGCCUCAAUUGAUCCAGAUAAGGGAAUAGCCGUCGAGAUUAAACAUGACGACAAACUUUCCGAAGAAGAAGGCGUCUAUAUCCAGGUAGCUCUGCUGUACACCUCGCUGUCUGGACAGAGGAGGAUCAGAGUUCUCAACCUGGUGCUGAAGGCCUGCUCACAGAUGUCCGAGCUCUACAGGACCUGCGAACUUGAUACCGUCAUCAACUUCUUUGCCAAACAGAGUGUAUUCAAGCUUUUAGAUGCAUCAGCAAAAGCAGUUAAAGAAUCUUUAAUAAAUAGGUCAGCUCAGAUUUUGGCAUGUUAUCGUAAGAAUUGUGCUUCACCUACUUCUGCCGGGCAGCUGAUCCUUCCGGAAUGCAUGAAGUUGUUACCGCUCUAUAUCAACUGUCUAUUAAAAAGCGAUGCCAUCUCCGGAGGCAAAGACAUGACGGUGGACGAUAAGUGGUUUGUGAUGGCAGCAGUUCUGACAAUGGAUGUUCCUUCUUCGCUUGCCUACUUCUAUCCACGGCUGUAUUCUCUAUUAGAUGUGGAAGACAACCUGCCUCCGCCAUGUAUUAGGUGUUCUUCAGAAAAAAUGGCUGAUAAUGGAGUAUAUUUGCUAGUGAACGGUAUAUACAUGUUUCUCUGGCUGGGUCUCGCUACACCUUCAGAUUGGGUGAUGUCAGUGUUUGGAGUUCCAAGUGCGGCUCAGGUCGACAUUGACCGGCAUAGAUUACCAGUCCUUGAAAACCCGAUAUCAGAAAGAGUUAGGAAUACAAUCUCAUCUGUCGCUGAUAGCAAUCAUAGGACAAUGAGGCUAACAAUAGUGAGGCAGAGGGAUAAAAUGGAAAUGGUGAUGAAGCACUUCCUUGUUGAAGACAGAGGUUUGGACGGCUCUUCUUCGUACGUAGACUUUCUCUGUCAUCUUCACAAAGAAAUCCGUAAUUUGCUCAGUUAGCGACCUCCCAAGCAGAUUAAUAAGCAGAUUUCGACUGCCAAUUGUUGGCUUGACAUUUCCUAUCGAACCUGUAAAAUUUAUCUUUAUUCUUCAAUUUAUGAAAUUUCGAUUUGAUAUUUUUAUAGCUGAUGAAAUUGUUAUAAUUGAUUAUUAUUAACGUAACAGUUUCUCAUUUAACGGGUAAGUAAGGAACUAUUUGUUUUGAAGAUGUAUAUUAUAACGGGAUUGUAUCAUAAAUUAUGUAUUGUUUGUUUAUUUUGUCUAUUUCCUUUUAAAAACACACAAAAAAAAAGUGGGAUGCUAGUGCUAUAUAAUUUUUUUUUUCCAUUUAAUUAUCAAACUCUGUCAAUAUCACAGGUUAUUUCUUUUUUUUUUUGUUUAAUUUUAUUCUAUUGAGGGGAAGAAAUUUAUAAACUGUAUAUAUAUAUCUACGUAAUUUGGACUUUGAAAACAAAAAAAGAAAAAAAAUUAGUAAAAGUUAACUAUAGUGCAUCUGAGUACUUACUAUUUAAAUAUAGAAAUGGUAUUACACAUGUACUUCCAACUCAAAUAACUUGCCACCAGUGCACUUUUAUAUCUUAUUUCCUUGUCUUUUGUUUAAUUUUUUUUUAAAUAUAUAUAUUAAAGUCUCCUGCAUUAUAUUAUAAAUGGAACCAACUGCAUGUAGUAUAUAUUUAACGGAAAUUAUUAUCGAGCAGUUGCUUAUUUAGAUAAAUUAUGUAAUCAAAUAUUUUUAUUAUAUGUUGCCAGUAAAUAUUAUUUUAAUUAAAUAUUAUUUUUAACACUAAUAAUUGUUAUAUCAUAUAUAAAUAUAUAUGUUUCCCAUGAUAGGACACAUGUACCUAAGUUUUCAUUAUAUACAUUAAUACAUUGCUUUAUGUUGUAUUUAUGUUGUGCGCUCCUUAAGAUCUUGUGUAGCCGAACUCGAGGUUAUGCGGUUAUAUGGUGUGGCAUGUGUAUGUAUUUAUAUAUAAACAAUUGUUAUAACUUCGAUAUGUUAUUUUUGUUUGGUAAUGUGUUAUUAUAUAUAAAUUAUAGAAAAUAAAUUUGUAGAUAAUGUUGAUGAUUAUUUUCUGUAAAUAAAAAUUUUAUUCCAUUUUAUAUUUCUUUUAUUAUGAAAGUACUGGACGAGAUGUUUUUGUUGUACAAGCUUCUAUAUAUUUAAUUAUAAAAAUUGAUUAUUUAAAAGGAAAAUAAAAGAAAACCAGUGUGAGAAACCUGCAUUAGAUAAAUAUCCUUCUUUUCCAUAAUGCAUAUGAAGUAUAAACGCUAUUAGGGAAACAUUUUUAUUCAUAUA